AUGGCCCAGUGUCCCCAGGUCGGUUGCGCAGAAGGCUUAGAGCUGAGGUUUGGAGCCUCCGCACGUCGGAGACAGAAUGUGAUGGGGUCAUUCCUCAGCUCCAGUGCACAGCGCAGUCGGCCUCCUCAAACUGCCCAAGGGCAGGAGCUUGGGGCCCUGCAGCCCUCAGGCCUGAAGCGCCCUCCCCAAGGGCCAUUAGAUGGCCGCGGCCGUUGGGAAAUAAUGAAGGCAUUGUUGGCGCACCGGCCAGAUGUCGACUGCGCGGGGCCGCGGCCUCCAACCGGUGCCCGAUCCCUUCCCAGCAGGGACAGGCCACAUGCCCUCAUGCGGGCCUCCAAAGCCACUGAAGGAAGAUCCGGCUUCUUCCCUGAACCCCUUCUCCGGGACCCUGAGCGUCCCCAUCCCAUAAGCGCACAAGCCAGGCCGCGACCAGCGUCGGUGCCGUGCCGGAAGCUGGAGGGCACAGGCGAGUGGACGGCGAGCGAGCAGCCCCAGUCGGUUCCUCCCUGCCUGUCCCCACCUUCGGACCUGGCUCCCCGGCGGCGUCUGGGCACUCCGGGCUUCGCUCAAAGGCCUGCAAAGCCCUCAGCCGUCCCAGAGGGGCGUCUCGGAGACCCCCCGGCCCCGCCCAGGCCCCGCCCCGCGCGCCCCGCCCCCAGCACUCCCAGCGGUUCGGGCCCCGGAGCGACGGCCCGGCAGCGCCCAGGCAGCGCCGGUAGUCGUUCGAACGCCACCCGGGCCACUAGGGCCCCGGGAAAGUGA
Chrysochloris asiatica (Cape golden mole) is the source of this 762-nucleotide messenger RNA. RefSeq names its product vegetative cell wall protein gp1-like. The record is from RefSeq and is a predicted model, not a curated record. The transcript has 2 exons. Lineage: Eukaryota; Metazoa; Chordata; Mammalia; Afrosoricida; Chrysochloridae. The coding region runs from base 1 to 762 and encodes 253 amino acids.